Molecule: messenger RNA, 1076 nt
Organism: Tripterygium wilfordii
Lineage: Eukaryota; Viridiplantae; Streptophyta; Magnoliopsida; Celastrales; Celastraceae
Product: lipoprotein NlpI
Exons: 8
Coding region: 42-857 (271 amino acids)
Cellular component (GO): chloroplast
Molecular function (GO): protein binding
Source: RefSeq, a predicted model, not a curated record
CCUUUGGCGCCUUAUCAACAGUUUCUGUAUCCUCCGUUUCCAUGGCUUCCUUUCACAUAUCCAAACCCUCCUCCACCACUUCCUCUUCCUCCUCCAUUCGCCACCGUUUCUAUUUCUCUGUUUUACCUCCAAUUUCGCUCAAAACCCAUACGAAAUUUAACUUUCUUUACACAAAUCCUUUGAGAUUAAUCCACAACUCUCAACACCCACCACUGACAUUUUCCAGGAGAUUGUUUCUCCCUUCAGUGUCUGGAAUCUGGGAUGCUUUUAGAGGAAACGACAAUGCCCGUGAAGCAAUUCUCGCCAUUCGUCGUGGAAUGCUACUCUUUAGACAGGGUGAUGUUUUGGGAUCUUUAGCAGAGUUCGAUAAGGCAAUAGAGCUUGAUCCUCGUCAAAAGGCUUAUCUUUGGCAAAGAGGGCUUUCGCUUUACUAUCUUGAUAGGUUUGAAGAUGGGGCAGAACAGUUCCGGUUUGAUGUUGCACAGAAUCCAAAUGACACAGAAGAGUCUAUAUGGUGCUUUCUUUGUGAAGCUAAGUUAUAUGGAGUUCAGGGAGCAAGGAAACGAUUUCUCAAGGUAGGGAGAGAUCCUCGGCCCGUCAUGCGGGAAACUUACAAUCUUUUCAAAGAUGGUGGUUAUCCAGAGAAGCUUGUAGCUGCAUUUUCUAAUGGCAGGGAGAGUGAAUAUUUCUAUGCUUCUUUAUAUGCCGGGCUUUAUCAUGAAUCUCAGAAUAAACUAGAUUCAGCCAAAUUUCAUAUAAUGGCUGCAUGUCAGUCUUCUUAUGGUCAAAGGUCAGAUGAUUAUAUGGUUUCCCUUGCCAAAGUGCACUGCCUUUGUCGAAAUUGGAGCACUGAAUAGAUCUUUUGGCUCUUGCUUUGGUAAUGUAAGAAGUUCAGAGCUGGAUGAGACAAGCUCAAACAGCAAGAAGAGCACUUGCAUAUGAUUGUCUGCUUUGUAGAUUAUUAUGGUGUUGAAAGCAUGGUUUUGUUCAUAAUUUUGUUUAAAAACAUAAUCGAAUGGUUGUAACAUAUUUGUCUUAACCUUUGCUUUAGCUUAAACAGCAUCAUUUAGGGAUUG